GGAGCUACGUGGCAUGUUCCGGCCGUCAUUCAUCCAAGGAUCAAUGAGCAUACGUUCUGGCAUUCAGGGGAUUUUCUGGAAAGCAGUCUCCUGUGGGCCACCACGGCGCAGGCUCCCACAGCUGAUCAUAUUAUUUCAGCUGGUGUGCUGCACUCACCUUCAGUGAGCGCUCCACUAUGGACUGCAAAACGGAAGACUGGCACAGGACAAAAAGCGAAAGGAAAACCUAUAUGCCGCAGAAUGACGGGUGACAGGAGAACUAUGCUGCACAUCCUUGAGGAGCCUCAGAUGCGAGGAGAAGCGGAGAGGCUUCAGACUUUCCAGAGCUGGCCAGCGGACACACCUGUCACAUCUGGCGACUUGGCCAAGGCGGGCUUCUUCUUUCUAGGCCCCGGGGACAAAGUUCAGUGUUUCUGCUGUGGCGGAAUUUUAAGAUGCUGGGUUCAUGGGGACAGCCCAGUCCAGGAGCACAAGAGACAUUUCCCCACUUGCAGCUUCAUACAAGGCCGAUCUGUGGGAAAUAUUCCUCUCCAGGCUGGCUCCUCGGACUCUGUCGACGGGCAGCUGUUGAGUCAGCUCCAGAGGAUGACUAUGGAUGACCAGGGAACAGCUGGACAAGCAGUAUACCCAGAGAUGGAAGCAGAGGAGUCCCGGCUCACCACUUUUCACAACUGGCCAACCGAGGCCUCAGUCCAGCCAGAUAUUCUUGCCAGAGCAGGAUUUUUCUACACAGGUCACGGUGACAACGUCAAAUGCUACUUCUGUGACGGGGGGCUGAGGAACUGGGAGCCAGGCGACGACCCCUGGCAGGAACACGCCAAAUGGUUUCCACGAUGUGAGUUCUUAAUUCAUUCAAGAGGGCAGGAGUAUAUCAGCAACAUACAGGAUGCUCAUUUUCAUCUGGGUGAGACUGUGGGAGGAUCACAGACAACCGCAGGCAGAGAUAUUGGCUCCAGAAAUGAUUUGGUCGUGGGACUGGGGGCUUCUUCUGCCAUGCUUUCUCCUGUGGUGCAGACUGUGCUCCAGAUGGGCUUUGAAGCCAGCGUGGUGGAGAGUCUAGUCCAGACCAAGUACCUCCUGACAGGCCAGCACUACACGUCCGUAUCUGAUCUGGUUACUGAUGUGCUGCAGGCUGAGGAGGAGGACAGACAGAGGGAGCCACAGAGCAGAGAGCCAGAGACAAGGCAGGGCCCCAGUGCAGGAAAUGUAAGAACGCAGACACCCAUCAGAGAGAAAGCAGUUAAGGACCCCAGCCCGGAGGAGCUGCUGAGGCAGCUGCAGGAGGAGAGGACCUGCAAAGUGUGCAUGGACAAGCUGGUGUCCAUCGUCUUCAUCCCCUGUGGUCACCUGGUGGUUUGUGGAGACUGCGCUGCCAGCCUGCGCCACUGCCCCAUCUGCAGAGCUGUCAUCAGAGGCAGUGUCCGCGCUUUCAUGUCCUAAGGCUGGUGUUGAAAAUACGCCAUUAUACAGGUGUUGCAAGAGUGGCCUUGAAUUUUCCACUGAACCCCCCCUCCCCCACCCCUUAAAUAAAGAGUGCUGGUUGCUUGUUGACAGAUUAUUUUCUAUAUUAAACAUUUUAAGCUAUUCCACUUGUGUAUUGUCGUCAUUAUAUUUUCAGUCAAACAAGAAAAAAAAACACUAAAUACAUAAUGACGCACAAAAACAUUAAAAGAGCACAUUCUUUUUUUUAUUAUUAACAAACACCUAUUUACAUGAACACAAAGCACAGUUCUGGAUAAAUAGGAGUACACAAUCAGGUCACAUGAGUUCGGAGCAACACAGGACGCGAAAACAAAAGAGGAAGAUCAUCUUUUUCCACUUUCUAUACAAAGAAAAACAUAUCUACAAAGAGGUGGAAUCUUUUUCAGUGGAGACUAGCACAUACACAACCGUAACGGGCGUCAACUAACACCAGCCGCCAGGGUUUGGGAAAAGGAUGUAUUGCACUGAGAGGAAGACUAGUAUUUUUUUUUUUUAAUU
This is a messenger RNA of Mugil cephalus (flathead mullet), 1980 nucleotides long. It is a transcript of the gene birc7, whose product is annotated as baculoviral IAP repeat containing 7. The record is from RefSeq and is a predicted model, not a curated record. Gene Ontology annotation, cellular component: nucleus; cytoplasm. NCBI's taxonomy places the organism in Eukaryota, Metazoa, Chordata, Actinopteri, Mugiliformes, Mugilidae. Bases 241 to 1440 code for a protein of 399 amino acids. The transcript is spliced from 7 exons. Gene Ontology annotation, biological process: negative regulation of apoptotic process; regulation of cell cycle; positive regulation of protein ubiquitination. Gene Ontology annotation, molecular function: ubiquitin protein ligase activity; cysteine-type endopeptidase inhibitor activity involved in apoptotic process.